GCGUGUUUAGUCAACCUGGUGGCGCUGAACAACCAACUGUCGGCAGCGGAGAAGCUGCCAGCCGACCUCGAGGAACUUACGGUUUCGGUGCAGCGAACCUGCACUGCCGUCGGUCGCGUUGUUCCACGUUUAUCCUGGAUUGUUUUCGUGCGUUUCCACUGUAUAUUUAAAAUUCGAGCGAUACGUGAUAAGUGCAUAAAUUCCAUCGAAAAAAGUCAUUACACCUGGCGUCGCGAUGGUCAGCAAGGAUCCGAAGUUGGUCACCGCGGAGAUGGCAAACCCCUAUCUUAAACCACCCAGCAUGUCAACGAGUCAGUCUUUAAAGACUUUUAUUUACAAUGGUGAAACUGGUGCCGUCUUAGGCAGAACAGCCAGUAGCUGGGGUAAAAUAGGAUUGUUCUAUUUGAUAUUCUAUGGAGUACUGGCUGCAUUGGUUGCAAUUUGCUUCUGGGGCUUCUUUCAAACAUUGGAUCCAAGGAUACCGAGGUGGCAGUUAGAGCGUUCAAUAAUCGGAACAAAUCCUGGAUUAGGAUUCAGGCCACAACCACCAUUAGAAAAUGUGGAAAGCACAUUGAUUUGGUACAGAGGAACAGACAGUGAAAACUAUAAAUAUUGGGUUGAUUCUUUGCAGGCAUUUCUAAAAGACUAUAUAACACCAGGCUCGGUUCCUGGUCUUGGUGCAAACAUUAAUAAGUGCGACUACAAUCAACCUCCUCCUCCGGGUAAGGUCUGCGACGUUGACGUUAAGAACUGGAAUCCUUGUACUAAAGAGAACCAAUACAAUUACCAUAAAUCCGCUCCAUGUAUAUUUCUUAAGCUGAAUAAGAUAUAUGCCUGGAGACCAGACUUUUACAAUGAUACAGAAUCAUUACCAGAAAAUAUGCCAUUGGAUCUCAAGGAGCAUAUUGCCAGUUUAAAAGCGAACAAUUCUUUGCAACUCAAUACAAUUUGGGUAUCUUGCGAAGGAGAGAGUCCAGCAGAUCAAGAAAAUAUAGGACCAAUUCAUUAUAUCCCACGAAGAGGUUUCCCAGGUUACUUUUAUCCAUUUGAAAAUUCUGAGGGUUAUCUCAGUCCAUUGGUAGCUGUUCACUUUGUUCGACCUCGUACUGGCAUUUUAAUAAACGUAGAAUGCAAAGCGUGGGCGAAAAAUAUAAAACAUAAACGUCACGAGAAAUUAGGUGCAGUCCAUUUCGAGUUGAUGAUAGAUUAACGUUGUUUGCAUAACUGUCCUGGCCUCUUUGUUAAUAUACAGAAACUGGAUGAGAAUCUCAUGUUUUCUGACUUUUCAACACAGCUGGACGCUUUUGAAGCCGCCAGAAAAAGGUAACCGCUGCCAAAGUGGAUGAAACUUUUGUCGAGUACAAAGCUAAAAGGAUUUUUGAUAUUGCUAUGAUCAAAAAUCAAAUCUAUAUCAAUUUCUAGGCCCCAAAAUAUAUAUAGAUUACAUUAUUAUUCUACAGUUUUAAAUAUAUUCAUAUAACUUUAUUGGGGAUAAUUUUGUUCAACUUAACACAAAAAACAAAUAUAUUUAUUGUAUGAAUAUAUUCUAACGAUAAAUGGUAAUUGAAUGAUACUCAUAUGGUAAAUGUUAACAAUAAAUAUUAGAUGUAUCUCUUUUUCUCGGUGUUAUAAUUAAAUGUAAUGGACAGCUUAUGUACCAUGUUCUCGGUUCUAUUGUUGAAUCACUUAAAAUUUUUAUUUGUUCUAUUAAAUUUGUUUUAGAUAAUAUGAAUAUUUUUUACUUAAAAUCAGUAUCAAUUAUUGACAAACUUUAAUGUAAUUAAAGAUCUGAUUUUAAUAUUUAAGAAAGUAACAACAAUUUUAAACGUGCCUUACAUAAAUCUGAUUAUUAGAAGAUUGAGUACAGAUAACUCUCUGCUUAGAAGAUAGUUAUCAACAUUUUUAUCGUGAAAAUUCAUGUGUACUAAUGCUUAUUUAAAAAACAAAAAUAGAUCUCUUAAACGUGACAAAGAUAAGUAUGUAAACGUAUCAUAUGUGUAUACAUGUAUUUUUAUAGAUAAGAUUUUAAAUAACAGAUGGUCAUCGUCUAUUUCUAUUACAUUUAAUUUAAAACGUUUAGAAAAUUAUUCGAAAAGCAUAUUCGUUUAAAGGAAUUAUUUAGACGCGAUCAUAUUAUAGCAAAAUUACAUAUUUAAUCUUAGUUUCACUUUAAUGAAAUUCAAUACUUUCAUGAAAUAAAAUAUAAAUCGAUGUAGAGAAGUUAAUGAUUUUUUUAAAUUGUUGCAAUUCUUUUAAUUUAUUACUGCAUUUAUCUUUCAUUAUUAAAACGGGUAAUAAAGUGUUAUUGUUAUAAAAAAAAAAGAAUAAAAAUAUUGGAGAUUAUUGACAUACACUGAUAGAAUUAAAUUAAAGAUUAUAAUUUGAUCAAGAAACUGACUGUCUUGAAGUUUUUUCAAAAUCUCAUACAAUUUUUAAAAAACUUUUGCAUACUUCAAUUACAAUAAAACAUUGUAUGAACUAUUCUAUUUUUAGAGUGUCAUUUAUACAUAUUUGUAAAUAUAUUUAGAAAAUUUGUGUGUAUAUUUAUAAAAUGAUCACACAAAAUUCUAAUGUGUCAUUGUGUAUUUGAAAAUAUAUUGUAAUGAUGUAUGACUUACAGCUAUUAGGAUACAUUUAAAAUUGUGAAAAGAUAAUUAUGUACGUAAUACGAUAAAUGUAAUGGAAGUCUAAAGUCAGUUUCCUGUUUUAGAAAUACUUUACCUGUGUGCUAAAAAUAAAUCAUCGUUUUACAGAAGAUGAAA
Osmia bicornis bicornis is the source of this 2762-nucleotide messenger RNA. RefSeq names its product sodium/potassium-transporting ATPase subunit beta-2-like. The record is from RefSeq and is a predicted model, not a curated record. Gene Ontology annotation, molecular function: ATPase activator activity. Gene Ontology annotation, biological process: intracellular potassium ion homeostasis; intracellular sodium ion homeostasis; potassium ion import across plasma membrane. The coding region runs from base 236 to 1210 and encodes 324 amino acids. Gene Ontology annotation, cellular component: sodium:potassium-exchanging ATPase complex. The transcript has 6 exons. Lineage: Eukaryota; Metazoa; Arthropoda; Insecta; Hymenoptera; Megachilidae.